AUGUCCACCGACGAACAGCAGAUACCAUCAACAUCUACAACAAAAGAAAUCCAAUAUGAACAAUAUGAAAUUGAAAAUGGUGGUUCCGACAGGCCAAUAGCUUCUUCUUCAACAGCCGAAUCAUCAAAUCAUACAUUGCGUGAUGAUAAUUUGGAACAACAUAAUCCUGCGAUGCAACGUCUUAAUAGACGUGGCAUACCGAUAACCUAUUCAAAACUUUCAGACCGGUAUACUUUCUCAUUUUCUGCUGAUUUAAUAUCCCAGUUCGAUAAAUAUCGAGCACAUAUGCGGGAAAGUAUACAGCAGGAAUUAGAUAAAAUUUACGCAGAGUCUGAUAAGAAUAAAGAAGAAAUAUUUAGUAUACAUCAAGUUCAUCAUGGGCCUGCAGCAUCUGUACAUUCAAAUUCACAAGAGGCAUCAACAAGAAACAGAUCGACAGAUGACGCACCAAAAUCUUGUUUACCGACAAAAUCUUCAAAUAAGCAUAAUCGUGGAAAGUCUUUUAGAAUUUCAUUUUUGCAUCUUGAUACCUUAUCAUCAGACGUUGAACGACAACGUUGUACAGAAUCCGAUUUUGCAAUUAAUCAAAGGAGACAUAAAUCAAGAUUGACAUUUAUCAAAAAAUUACCAUUUGUUUCAAGUUGUGCUG
This is a messenger RNA of Funneliformis caledonium, 649 nucleotides long. The record is from the annotation of a GenBank genome assembly. NCBI's taxonomy places the organism in Eukaryota, Fungi, Glomeromycota, Glomeromycetes, Glomerales, Glomeraceae.